Messenger RNA from Pieris brassicae (large cabbage white), 3161 nucleotides. RefSeq names its product spastin (gene spas). The transcript has 11 exons. Gene Ontology annotation, cellular component: microtubule cytoskeleton. The record is from RefSeq and is a predicted model, not a curated record. NCBI's taxonomy places the organism in Eukaryota, Metazoa, Arthropoda, Insecta, Lepidoptera, Pieridae. Bases 136 to 2145 code for a protein of 669 amino acids. Gene Ontology annotation, molecular function: ATP hydrolysis activity; ATP binding; microtubule severing ATPase activity.
CUGGAGCAGUCGUAUUGGGCUCUCGUCGCGAUGUACUGCUGUAUUUAGGUUUUGUGUUUAAGAAUAAUAAACGUGCGUCUGCUGAUAAUUGUAUGGCUAUUUGGUGUUGAAACAGCCGAAACAUUUGUGUUCUUAAUGGUUUCCGGUGAUGAUUUCAAUGGUGGCAGAUUACCGCGAAAAACAACUAGAUCUCCGAAUAGAAAAUCAAAGAAGGUUGAUGCAGAUGUAGUUAAAGGAUCAGCGUUGCGAAAUGAAUCGCAACCCUCUGUCCACAAAAGAAACCUCUACGUGGUUUCCUUUCCGAUUAUUAUUCUGUUCAACCUGUUACGAUCCAUUUUAUAUCAGUUAUUUAUAAUUUUCAAAUAUUUGUAUUCUGCAUCACAUCGGUUUAUACAUAGGCCUCGUAAAAGUGGUGAGUGCAAUUUGGAAGUGGUUGUUAAAGACGGGAUUAUAUCGACAGAAAUUGUCCACGCUGAAGAAAUGCCCUAUACAAAUAAUGUUGGACCAGGAGAUCCAUUACUAGCCAAACAGAAGCAUCAUCAUCGCAAGGCCUUUGAAUACAUAUCGAAAGCAUUGAAGAUUGAUGAGGAAAAUGAAGGUCAAAAAGAACUAGCCAUAGAAUUAUAUAAAAAAGGGAUCUAUGAAUUGGAGCGAGGCAUUGCUGUGGAUUGCUGGGGAGGUCGUGGAGAUGCAUGGCAAAGAGCUCAAAGACUACAUGAAAAAAUGAAAACUAAUCUGGGAAUGGCAAAGGACCGGUUACAUUUUCUUGCCAACCUUGUGGCCCUGAGUAAAUUGGGGGUUGAAACUGAGCCUGAGAGGAGUGAAAAAAAACCUAUGGAGUCCCCAUUAAAGGCGAGAAGGCCACUAGAGAAGUCGAAGACGACACUGCUAGCGCAUACAGAAAGUAACAGUGGUCAAACGAAGCCACCAACUGAAGUGGCCGGUCGUAAGCUAACAACAGCCAGCAGAAGGACACAGAGUGGAAUUGGCGGGCCCCUGAUGAAGUCCCAAACUCUACCUCGAUCUAUGGGCAGGUCAUCGUCACAGCCGAACAGCUCGAACGGUGGCUACAGUAGAUAUCCGCUGAAGCCGGCGUCCACACCUCCAGCCGUCAAACGACAAUUAUCUGGCGCAUAUCAGGUACCGGCGAACGGCUCACCAGUGAGAAGAGCAGUAAGUGGCGGCUCGCAGCGAGGCACGCCCACUAGAAGUAGAACCCCGCAGUCUACGCUUUCAGUACGAGGUGUCGAUCCCAAGCUGGUCCAACUUAUACUGGACGAAAUUGUUGAAGGUGGACCUAAGGUACACUGGGAGGAUAUCGCUGGGCAGGAUGCAGCAAAGCAAGCGUUACAAGAAAUGGUCGUCCUACCCUCGUUAAGACCAGAAUUGUUUACGGGUUUGCGGUCUCCUGCUAAAGGGCUUUUAUUAUUCGGACCGCCAGGAAAUGGUAAGACGUUAUUAGCAAGGUGCGUAGCUGCGGAGUGUUCAGCAACGUUCUUCUCAAUAUCUGCCGCAACUCUCACCAGCAAGUACGUUGGUGACGGGGAGAAGAUGGUGCGAGCGCUCUUUCAAGUCGCGAGAGAGUUGCAGCCGUCAAUAAUAUUCGUGGAUGAAGUGGACUCCUUGUUAUGUGAGCGGUCAACGGGCGAGCAUGAGGCGUCACGAAGGCUUAAAACCGAGUUCUUGGUUGAGUUCGAUGGGUUACCUGCUGCGGGGGCCGACAGACUUAUUGUUAUGGCCGCCACUAAUCGCCCUCAAGAGUUGGAUGAAGCCGCUUUGAGACGAUUUCCCAAACGCGUGUACGUUACGUUGCCGGAUUCACGUACGCGUGGAGCUCUGUUGCGUCGCGUGCUUUCCCGUGGGUCAGCGGCCGCUUCAAUCAGUGAGGAUGAAUUGGCGAGACUCUCUGCACUAACAGAUGGAUAUUCGGGCAGCGAUCUUACUGCACUCUGUAGGGAUGCUGCGCUUGGACCGAUUAGAGAACUAGAUCCAGAAGAAGUUAAAUGCCUGGAUCUCUCGCUAGUUCGGAACAUAAUGUACCAGGACUUUAUGGAUGCGUUGAAGCGAAUUCGGCCGUCGGUGUCGCCGCACAGUCUUGUCGCGUACGAGAAAUGGUCCGUGCAAUACGGCGAGCUUGGCGUAUGAAUACAGUGAUUGUUAUACAGGUACUAUUUUAUACAAGGAUCGUUAGGUGAUUUCAGAAGCGUCGGAUCAAAAUGGUUGCGUAAUAUGAAUGAAUUUUGUUGUAAAUUUUAUUAAUGUCGCUCAAAUGCCCAUCAAUUCCAUUAAUUUCAAUAAUUGUUUUGACAUUUGAUUAUUAUUGUAGUAUAAAGUUUAAUUUAAACUGGUCUAGUCAGGGGUUUCGUAGUUCAAUCAGCCAGAUGUAUGGCCAUACCAAUUCAAUGUAGUUAAUAGAAUAGCUCCUAAGAUGUAAUACGGCUGAAUGAAGAAGUCGCUUUUAAUGUUUGUAGAUGCUUUCGUUGUACACCUUUUCUAUUCAGUCGGGUUAUAUUGUGUUCCCGUCCAAAAGGAUGCCAUUAAAUUCCUUAUUAGGUCUUAGAGAUUUCCUCUUCUAAAUUAUUCAUUCAUCCUUUUGGCUAUUUCCGAAAUAUUUAUAUCGUUGUCGAUGUUAGAAGUAUGUAUCUCGCUUUUACAAUAUAUAUCGCGUACAUUAGACGAAGACGACACUAUUUUUAUUCAGUAUGAUUAUAAUGAAUUACGCACAAUUAAUGAAACUUAUAUAAGAAUUAUAUGAAUUUGUAUAUAAUUUGAUUGAUUAUUUAGAAUGAUUUUUUUUAAAUAAAUUGUUUAGUGAUUCUCUAAUAAAAUUACGAUGAACAACCUACAUUUUAUAUUAUAAUAAUAAUUAGUGAUGCUUAUUUAAAAAAAAAAUGUCAACAAUAUUAAGGCCUUUAUUUUAAUAGGUACCUCCGCUUGACCACUGUCAAUGUCAAAAUAGAGAAAAAUUUUGACAGCUCUUGAAAGCUGAUUUAAAUUUGAGGGAGUUUAUAAAAUACGGGCCUUUAAACACGUCUAAUAUAUGUAUUUUAAAACCGAUUAUAAGAUCUGUUAAUAUUGAAUUAAAUAAUAAAUAUUACAAAAUUAUUGAAGGUUUUCAUCGAGUAUUCAAAUUUUGCAAAACAAUUUUAUUUUAUUAUGUU